Daldinia vernicosa is the source of this 1636-nucleotide messenger RNA. RefSeq names its product leucine carboxyl methyltransferase. The record is from RefSeq and is a predicted model, not a curated record. The transcript is spliced from 2 exons. Gene Ontology annotation, biological process: C-terminal protein methylation. Bases 349 to 1407 code for a protein of 352 amino acids. Gene Ontology annotation, molecular function: protein C-terminal leucine carboxyl O-methyltransferase activity. Lineage: Eukaryota; Fungi; Ascomycota; Sordariomycetes; Xylariales; Hypoxylaceae.
GCCUCACUACAUACAUCUAAAGUGCGCCUAACACGACGGCAAUUGCACAUAUACAAUAUACAUGGUCUGAUGGUACGCAUUAUGUCCUUAUCGCGUCGCUUAGCUUCCUGGAUUUUCCAAAAGCCGCGUAUUAGAUUCGAGCCCAUCUAUUCUAUCUGUUGCGCGGGGCUGUUACAGUAGAGCCAAACCUGCGUAUUGCGUAUGAUUGGAUAAAGGCCGAAUCUUCAGUCCUGGAAUCUCCUUUAGCGCCAUUACAUCACAACCAACAAGUUCUCAAAACCCGAACCAAUCUGUCGCAUCCAAACAUCAUCUACGCAUUAGGUGCAGCGACGAUAUAAACUGGUGUACAUGUCUGCCCCGUCUAUCCCAAAUCUCCUCUCUCUCCGAGGUUCGAGAGGGGGGCAUCGUGGCCGUGGUCGAGGACGAGGGGGUCACUCACAUUCUACCGGCCUCAGCCACGAUGCUACCAUUCAAGGUACAGAUACGGAUGCUGCUGUGUCACGUAUGAGCGCUGUUGAUCUGGGUUACCUACAAGAUCCUUUCGCACGAUAUUUCGUGCAGUCUGUUGGUGGCAUUGUUAGAAGACUGCCUAUUAUAAAUCGAGGGACUUAUACACGGACUACUGCAUUGGAUCGACUGGUAUCUUCCUUCUUGUUGGGCACCGCAACGCAAGAAAGACAAAUUAUCUCACUCGGUGCGGGUACAGACACAAGGUGUUUUAAGCUCUUCUCUCAACCCAGCCAGACCAGCCUCAUCUAUCAUGAGAUCGAUUUCCCCACAAUCGCUUCUAAGAAGCUACAGCUCGUGAAUGCUGCACCUCAACUCAGGUCCAUCAUCCCUAACCCACAGAAUGAGAAGGACGGCUGGAGUAGUUCAAAUCUACCGAAUGGUUGUCAAUAUUGGUGCCACGGAUUGGAUCUGAGAGCCUUGCUCAAUAGUGACACAGAAUCUCUCAGUGGCAUCCGGACAGAUAUUCCGACACUGUUAGUGUCAGAAUGUUGUCUAUGCUAUCUAGAAACUUCAGAAGCCCAAGGCGUAAUUAAGUAUUUCACCGAAAAAAUAUCAGAUCUUGCCAUCAUCGUCUACGAGCCAAUUCACCCCGAUGAUUCCUUCGGCAAGCAGAUGGUAUCGAAUUUGGCUGCGCGACGGAUACACAUGCCAACACUAGACUCAUACCAGGACUCUGAUAAGCAGCAAUCCCGAUUAAAAGAAGCCGGGUUCCAGCUUGCGACGAGCUUGACCAUAAGAGAAAUAUGGCGGAAAUGGGUCACGGAAGAAGAAAAAGAAAGGGUUGAUAGUCUGGAGGGGUUAGAUGAGGUUGAAGAAUGGGAUCUUCUAGCGGACCAUUACAUCGUGGCUUGGGGCUGGAGAGGCACUGGUUUUCAAAGAUGGGAAACCGACCUGUGAUGAAUAUGAGCUAACGAGUAUGCCGAUACAUCUUAGCCAUGGGAAAUAUACGAUUGAUGUGAAAUAAAACGCAAUCUACUUCUUUGAAGAAAGGACCACGGAAAUAUCAUGAUAAAUGAUUUAAAAUUCCGGGACUAAAGUGAUUUCCCUAGAAAUAUAUAAUUACAUGUGUAUUAAUAGAGAGCAGUGACACAAUUCGGUUACGUAUAAAUAAUAAAUGUACUUGAAC